Messenger RNA from Humulus lupulus (European hop), 870 nucleotides. Its product is annotated as diacylglycerol kinase 3-like. The transcript is spliced from 5 exons. Lineage: Eukaryota; Viridiplantae; Streptophyta; Magnoliopsida; Rosales; Cannabaceae. Gene Ontology annotation, molecular function: ATP-dependent diacylglycerol kinase activity. The coding region runs from base 33 to 518 and encodes 161 amino acids. The record is from RefSeq and is a predicted model, not a curated record.
GCCUCCUUAUUUUUUGGAUCUAUAUUACAGGAAUGGAUGCUCAGGUGGCUUACGGCUUUCAUCAUUUACGUAAUGAGAAACCUUACCUGGCACAAGGACCAAUUUCUAAUAAGCUGAUCUAUUCUGGUUAUAGUUGCGGUCAAGGUUGGUUCUUUACACCUUGUACAAGUGAUCCACGAUUAAGGGGACUAACAAAUAUUUUAAGGCUGCAUGUCAAAAAGGUCAAUUGCUCAGAAUGGGAGCAAAUUACUGUUCCAUCAAGUGUAAGAGCUAUUGUUGCUUUAAAUCUUCAUAACUAUGGAAGUGGACGACAUCCCUGGGGUAAUAUGAAGCCAGAUUAUUUGGAAAAGAAAAAGUUUGUUGAGGCCCAUGCUGAUGAUGGUCUUCUAGAAAUUUUUGGCCUUAAGCACGGAUGGCAUGCAUCAUUUGUUAUGGUCGAACUCAUCUCUGCCAAGCACAUUGCUCAGGUACUGCUCUUUAUUUUUGAUCUUAUAUUCAUUCUAUCAUAUGUGUUAUAACUCUGCGUAGAAAGUGCACCUGCACCGUUUUAUUUCAUGCAAUCAAAGUGAGUUCAGUGUUAGAAUCCAAAGACUUGUUGAAUUAUCAUAUAUGUAUAAAAUUUUUGCUGGGUAUUUAGUAGGGGCAUCUAUUUUUCGGAGAUCUUGAUAAAUGUACAAACUUUAUUGAUAUGCUUCUGACCUUUUCAAGCUCUUUUCUUCAAGGAUUUCGUAUAUUCCCCUGUAGUAAGGACAUCGAUUUUUUCACAAUUGCAGCAAUGCAAUUUUUUCUCCUCUUUUUUUUUUUUUUUUUAAAUUCUGGGGAAAACAAAUGACAAACUGAUUAGUAUCCAGAGACCAGGUUAUAACUUAU